This is a messenger RNA of Miniopterus natalensis, 1278 nucleotides long. The record is from RefSeq and is a predicted model, not a curated record. NCBI's taxonomy places the organism in Eukaryota, Metazoa, Chordata, Mammalia, Chiroptera, Miniopteridae.
UUCACCCUCUACCCUGCCUUCUUCUACAGUCUUCUGACAUUGCUUCAGAACCUGCAUCAUCACCUCCUUUCUUUGCGACAGACACGCCACAAUUUCCCAGAUGAGCGCUUUGGGACAGGACAAGAAGUACAGACAGAGAACGUGACAGUGGCUGAAGGUGGGGUGGCCGAGAUAACCUGCCGUCUGCACCAGUAUGAUGGGUCCAUAGUUGUCAUUCAGAAUCCAGCCCGGCAGACCCUCUUCUUCAAUGGCACCCGUGCCCUGAAGGACGAGCGUUUCCAGCUUGAGGAGUUCUCCCCUCGCAGGGUGCGGAUCCGGCUCUCAGAUGCCCGCCUGGACGACGAGGGGGGCUACUUCUGCCAGCUCUACACGGAGGACACCCACCACCAGAUUGCCACGCUCACAGUCCUGGUGGCCCCGGAGAACCCCGUGGUGGAGGUCCGGGAGCAGGCGGUGGAGGGCGGCGAGGUGGAGCUCAGCUGCCUGGUUCCGCGGUCCCGCCCGGUCGCCGUCCUGCGCUGGUACCGGGACCGCAAAGAACUGAAAGGUGUGAGCAGCAGCAGGGAAAAUGGCAAGGUGUGGAGCGUGGGGAGCACCGUGAGGUUUCGUGUAGACCGCAAGGACGACGGCGGUAUCGUCAUCUGCGAGGCGCAGAACCAGGCGCUGCCCUCGGGACACAGCAAGCAGACGCAGUACGUGCUGGACGUGCAGUACUCCCCCACAGCCCGGAUCCAUGCCUCCCAAGCUGUGGUGAGGGAGGGAGACACGCUGGUGCUGACGUGCGCUGUGACCGGGAACCCCCGGCCAAAUCAGAUCCGCUGGAACCGCGGGAAUGAGUCUUUGCCGGAGCGGGCGGAGGCGGCCGGGGAGACGCUCACGCUGCCCGACCUGGCAUCCGCGGAUAAUGGCACGUACUCUUGCGAGGCGUCGAACAAGCACGGCCACGCGAGGGCGCUCUAUGUGCUGGUGGUCUACGACCCCGGCGCGGUGGUAGAGGCUCAGACGUCGGUGCCCUACGCCAUUGUGGGCGGCAUCCUGGCACUACUGGUGUUUCUGAUCAUAUGUGUGCUGGUGGGCAUGGUCUGGUGCUCGGUACGGCAGAAGGGCUCCUAUCUCACCCACGAGGCCAGUGGUUUGGAUGAGCAGGGAGAAGCAAGAGAAGCCUUCCUCAAUGGCAGCGAUGGACACAAGAGGAAAGAAGAAUUCUUCAUCUGACCCCAACUGUACUCCAGGCCUGAGCCUGGGCUGGGGUCCACCCCACUGCCAGCUGCAAAGACA